Messenger RNA from Drosophila obscura, 4792 nucleotides. It is a transcript of the gene Gpdh3, whose product is annotated as titin. Bases 148 to 4734 code for a protein of 1528 amino acids. Gene Ontology annotation, biological process: glycerol-3-phosphate catabolic process; carbohydrate metabolic process. Gene Ontology annotation, molecular function: glycerol-3-phosphate dehydrogenase [NAD(P)+] activity; NAD binding; protein homodimerization activity. The record is from RefSeq and is a predicted model, not a curated record. The transcript is spliced from 6 exons. Lineage: Eukaryota; Metazoa; Arthropoda; Insecta; Diptera; Drosophilidae. Gene Ontology annotation, cellular component: cytosol; glycerol-3-phosphate dehydrogenase (FAD) complex.
CCAUGUUUCACACUUCAGAAUAAGAUCCCCAAAUUUAACAAUAAAUUCCAAAUCGUAUUUUAUCGUUGGCAAUCAUUUGGUCGCGCUUUGGUCUAAAAUUGCCCGUAAACACAAUUUAAAGACGGAAAUUAAUGAGCUAAAGGGAAGAUGGUCGGAAAGCUGAAAGUGUGCAUCAUUGGGUCUGAGAGCUGGGGCUCGGCAAUUGCAGCCUCUGUGAGCAACAAUGUUCAGCAGAUGGAGGGCUUUGAUAGCCGUGCGCACAUCUAUGUCUAUGACGAGCUGGUUCGCAGCAAAUACCUCUCAGAGGUGAUGAACAACUGCCACGAGAAUAUCAAGUAUCUGCCUGGCAUUAGGCUGCCCGAGAAUUUGAUUGCAGUAAAUGAUUUAUUGGAGGCUGCCCAGAAUGCCGAUAUUAUAAUAUUUGCCACGCCACAGCACUUUGUUAGAUCAUAUUGCAACAUAUUGGCCGGUAAGGUGAAGAAGAACGCCAUCGCCCUGUCCAUGGUCAAGGGUCUGGCUCACGUUUCGGAUGGCGAAAUCGAUCUGUACUCGAGUGCGAUUAGCAAGCACUUGGACAUACCCUGCUACUCCAUGAUGACGGCCAAUAGCGCCAUGGAGAUGGCCCAGGGAAAGCUCUGUGAGAUGACAAUUGGAUGCAACAAUGACGAUGAUGCACAGCUGCUGACCGAGUUGCUUCAAACAGAAAACUGCCGGGUGAUUGCCAUUGACGACGUUGAUGGCGUGGAGUUGUGUGGCACGCUGAAGGAUAUCAUUGCCCUGGGUGCGGGCUUCGUUGAUGGCCUGAAAUUGGGCGAAAAUGCUCGAGUGGCUGCCCUUCACCUGGGUGUCAAGGAGAUGAUGCGAUUCACAAUGGCCUUCUACCCCACCGCCAAAAUGUCCACAUUCUUUGAGAGCUGCGCUGUGGCCAAUUCGGUGGCCUCCACCUAUGUCGACAAGAAUGUCACCUUUGCCAAAAGUUUCAUCACCUCUGGAAAAACCAUUCAGGAGAUUGAGUCAAAUCUGUUAAAUGGCCGCAAGCUGCUCGGCCCCUUGGUGGCCGCCGAGCUGAACGCCUUUCUGGAGGAGCAGGACAUGCAGGAUGAAUUUCCCCUCUUUACGGCCAUACACCAAAUCUGCCAGAACGAGGUGGACCCGGAGACAAUACUGGACACACUGCGCACUCACCCAGACCUGAGCAGCAGCUUAUCCUUUUCACAAUUCCUGUCCCAAGUGAUUACCAUGGAUGAUAGUCUCGAGAAAGUAUUGGAACAACGGCCCGAACCUAUAGCGGCCUUGGAAAAGGCCCUGGCUGAGACGGUAAAAAAGAAAAGCUUUCGGGAACUGCAGGAAAACGGCAGCUGGAAUUCGGUCUAUAAUGCAAACCAAGGCAAAAGGCAGCCACCGACCGAUCCCUGGCAAGUAAAUGAACAGAAGGGACUACAGAUAAGUUGUUGGCUGGAGUCCAGCGACUCCACUAGACCCACCGUUGCCUCCGGGACUCAGGGCUCUGGAGAAAACGACAACAUUGUCGGCUCCACCACGGGUUCCGAUGAGGGCCAAGGCAGCAUCGGAUUUACUGAGCAUUCGGAUGCUGAAAAGUUGACAGAAAAAACCAAGAAGGAGUUGCCUGUUGACAAAACCUGGCUAAGGGAUCAGCCACCACCAAUGAUCACAGGGAGCGACGACAAAGGCAACAAAGGCACCAAGGGCGAAUCACCACCGCCAUUCCAGGAUACGAAAACGAAAAAAGUGAAAGCUGUAGAUGAAUCCGUGGAGAUGCGCCCCAGGCCGUACAUCAACACGUUCCAGGCCCUGAAUAUAAAGCCCAUGACGGGGAAACAAAAUGAAGCAGCUAUCACAGCUUCUUCGAAGGCCAAUCAAAACGGUGACGAAGUUUUUCCCAAAAAACUAGUAAAGCCAUCGUUGGCAUACACCAAAGAAAUACGACAACAAAUCGAGGCUUUUACCUCUAAAGGUAGGGAAGAUUCUACGCCCGAGUCCAAGAAAAAUGACAAUGCAUCGGAGGAACCUGGGAAACAAAACAAAACCGAUGUGGAUAAGGCAAGCAAAGCUGAAACUUCGAAUGUCAAGGAAAACACGCAGCAACAAAACCCAAAAAGUCCAACGGAAAACGCCAAUUUGAAGCAAGCCGAAACUCUGGAACAUGAGCAGACCAAACCUGGCGAGGCAACCAUUUCCCGUACUCCUGAAGACCAUGAAAACCAGAAGCGCGAGGAGCCUGUGAAAGACCAAGACGAAAAUAGUCAUGAGCUUAAAGUCGCCUCAGAGCAGGAGCCAGAAGCUGGGCCUGAGCAUAAAUUUGUUUUCAACAGUCUCGAGGACAAAGAACGUUUCGAGUCAAUUUUACUGACAAAGUCGAAGAAGGACAGGCUAUCCAGAAUUGAUGACACUGAGACCGGGCAACAAUAUACGCAAACCUGGCGGUACAUGUCUCCCCCUAAACCUUUACAGAAUCUUCAGAUUUGCGCCGAAGAUAAUCCGCAUGAACAGACAGAGGACGUUGAAGUGUCAGAGUCCAUGGAGGACAACAAGGCGGCAGCCAGGGAACAGAAAGACAGGGACAGCCUGACGGAAGAGAACUUUGAGAAGUGGAAGCAAGUGGAGGCGGAGGAAAGACCACCGAAACACGCACAGACCGAAGAGAAUAUGUAUCUUAGUGCUGAGGAGCUGAUCAGACGUGAAUUGCAGCACCAUCAUGAGCAGAAACUCGAGUUGGCAGAACAGAUGGAAGGUACCAGCAUUUUGUUGAAGAACGAGGGAGAAGGCAAGCAGGAGCUGGUCCCUGGGGAUGAGGAAGUGGCAGACAGUAUAAAGGUGCUGGCAGAAGAGCGGGAGAACGAUGGUCAGAGGCCAGCAAAGAGGGGUCAAAAGAAACCACACCAGAGCCCCGAUGAAGCCAACCUGCGUUUCUUUAGCUUCGACAAGAAGGAUGGCAAGGGGCACACGACGACGCCGACACCUACCACCGGCAAGGGCGAACACGAAUGGGAUUGGCUGCACAACAAAGAAACUCCGGAAACCGAAAGCAAGCCAGUGGACGGGGACGAGCGUUUGUCGGAGUAUUACGUGAACAAGAAAAGUGACCAGCAGAAGCUCGAGAUGCUCAACGAGCGGCUGCAAGACAUAUUCCAGCAGCAUAUGGAAGAGGCACCCCGUGGGCCCGAGGCUUCUGGCAAUUCCGUUGAGAGCCAUGAAUCCGUCGAGGCUAAGCCACUGGCCCUCGAUCCUGUGACUGGCCAAAAGAAACGUGAUACCCAACAGCCGCAGACGCCAAUGCCUGCGCCAAAGCAAACGCCGGCAAAGGCGCCUCCGCCAAUGCCCAAACGUCAGAAAAUUGCCGAAGGCUCGCCCCAGUUUCAGGUUACACCGCGUACGAUUCCACCACCAUCGCCGCAGACACUGCCGCUCACGCCCCAGGAGCUGCAGCCACACCGCAAGGACUUGCCCAUCCAGUUCAACGCUGAUACGGAGCCACCAGCACCACAACAAACAGAUGAGAGUUUGAAGGCAGCGCGCGGCCAGAAAGGAGCCGUGGAUAUCCCACCAGCAACCAUAGAUGUAUCCAAACCGCCAUCACCAGGCGAUCAGCAGGCCAUAAAGCAGGCAGAGGCUCCAACAAUUGAUGUGAAAAAAUUCAUGCCGCAUUUCUUGACGAGAGGCAAAAAACCGAAACCCACCAAGAAGGUAGAGCCACCAACAAUUAAAGUGGAACGAUAUAAGCCGUUGCCUAUCUUGAAGAAAUCGACACCAAAGUCCCAUCAGAAUCAACGGGAGCACGCAUAUGAAUUGGUGAAUGAUCCAAGGGUCGCAACACAAGAGCCUAAACCUGCUCCUGAGGACAACACACCACCAUCGACAGCCAAGACUGAGAAACCUGCUGCCCAGGAACACCCGAAGGAGCGACAGGAGCAAAAGCAGAUGAACUACUAUGAAUGGUUGGAUGAUCCAAGAGCCGCAACGCAGGACAAAACGACACCAUCGACAGCCAAGACAGAGAAACCUGCUGCCCAGGAACAUCCGAAGGAGCGACAGGAGCAAAAGCAGAUGCACUCUUAUGAAUGGGUGGAUUAUCCAAGAGCCGCAAGGGGAGACAACACGACAGCCAAGACGGAGAAACCAGCUGGAAGCCAGGAAACGCCGAAGGAGCAAGAGCAGAUGAAGGCGGACGAGGUGACCAAGAAGCUGCGAAACAAGCUGCGCAAUGAUCAGGAAAAGAAAGUUGGCUACAAGGGUAAGAAUCCCUUCCUAAAGGAGCCCGACCUGCAGUCCAAUCCGCCGAUGGAUACCAGUCUCGAGCACGACCUUGCGAGGCGGAGGUCCAACAGGCAUCAGUCGCGUCGCAAGGUGGUGGUCAAGCCGCCCUUCAAUCCCCCACUCAAUCCUCGUGUCCGCAUACCGCGUCCACCCUUCGACGGUCGAGAACGCGAGUACCACACCCAGGUCAUGCCAGCGAGCUGUUGCAUUGCGCCCUGUCUAAACUGGCCCGUGGCAAUACGGAAGCCGGAGCAGGCGACGCUGAGAGCUGGCAACCAGCUUAAGCAUUUGGCCAUCGUGUUGCACCAGCCCCGACAGAUGAAGUUUAUCUCGCGCCCGGCACAACAACUGCCAUUGGGGCUUCUGCCUCGAUGCCCAGCACUGAACAAACUCCUCUGCGCCGUCCAGCUUGGGCUGCUGGCCAGGCUCCUGGCUCGCUUCAGAAAUGGCCAUAAAUAGACCAGAUGCGAACUGAAUGACGCCAACGAUCUCUUCCCAAAUAAAGUAUAGAUUUAUA